AAAAAAAAAAGCAACUACCUAACCAAAGCAAGCUGUAUCAUCAAACUGUUUAACAACACUUUGGUAACUACUAGGAACAAAGAACAAAACUUUGUUUAUAUUUUAGUUUUAAGGAACCCUUAAGACUAAAGAUCAAAUUUUUAUUUUCUUGGUUUAGGUCUACCAACUGGUGGUUACUGAUUCAGACCCUUAACCAUCAAAAAAAUCCAAUAUUCUCCUCACCAAGAUAAAAACAACUACCAUCACAAUACCAAUUUUUUGUUCUUAGGAGAAAUCCCUCUAUCACAAAAAAAAAUAUUAAAAAAAGAAGAAGAAGAAGCUUCUGGUUUUUUUUUGAGUUUUGAGCUGGUACUUUGAGACCCCACUUGAAAAAAGUUUGGUAUUAUUGAAAAGGAAUAUAUUAUUAUUAUUAUUAUUGUUGUUCUUUUUUGGUUUUGAUGUAAUUUCAAGAAUGGAAGGUUGGAGUUGCUUUUUAUUGUUUUUUUUCAUGAUUGUUGUUUGUUUUUGAAUAUUUUUUUGGGUUGGUGUCAUUGUUCAAUGAUAAGGAGUGGUUGUUGUGCUUAGGAUCUUUGAGAUCAUUUUUUGUCUCCAUAUUGGGAAGCUUUGAUUUUGAGCCAAUUGGGAGUUCUGUUUUCAAUCUCUCUCUUUGCCCCUCUCUCUUUUUCUCUGUGCAGUGUGUGCCCCCUCAGUUGAAAGCACAACGAUUUGUCCUUUCACUUUCCAGCUCUCAAAGAAAUUCGUCGAACAUUCUGCUAAUGAUUUGUAGUUCAAGUGAGUCAGUUACUUGAGCAGAAACCUGUAAUUCUUGAGACAUAAUAAUAGGGGAUAGAUAUAAUGUCGGCUUACUAUUCGAAUUUGUCCAAUCAAAGAGAGGUCUUGCCAAUGUCUUUUUUAACGGACCAGAAAUUUGCUUCUUAUCAAUCAAAUGGUCUUUCUGAUAGUCCGGCUCAUCUAAACCAGCAUUCUGCUUCAGUCUCAUACUCGGAGUUGCCUAGUCAAAACUAUGGUGAAGUUCAAACAAUGAGAGGCAAAGAUGAGAUGUUAUUCAUUCCACCAACCAGUGAUUCAGGAGGUAUGCAACCAAUUGGUAGGGCGGUGAAUGCUGUACCAAACUUUUUGGAGAAUUCAGUUAUGAUGGAUCCCCAUUCUUUUCCAAUAAAACAGCUUCUUGUGCCUAACGGUGAACAAAGCCUUCAAAAUCAAGGAUUAUCUCUUAGUUUGGGUACGCAAGUUCCUCCUUCGCUUCAUGUGUAUUCAUAUCAAGAUGACUAUACGAAUUCUAGUCUAUCUUCUCUGGUGGGUACCCAUGUUUUGCACUCAGAGCAGGGAUCGGAAAACAAGGAAUCUAAAGUUGCUGAGUACUUGUCAUUUGAUCUAGCUGGAGGAACUAGAGCUGCAAAUAAUCCCCAAAGCUCCAUGACCCUUAGAGAAUUGAAUUCUGGUGCACGUUCGCAUGUAGGAUCAGGAGCUGCAGCAGCCAUUUACAAUUCCAAAUAUCUAAAGGCUGCUCAAGAUUUGCUUGAUGAAGUAGUUAAUGUUCAAGAAGCUCUAAAACAAUCAGAUAAACUACGUAACUUCAAUUUGCUCGGCCACGAUCGCUCAGAAGAUGCUGAUCUCAAAUCUAGUUGUUCAGCUACUGGUAUAUCUGGUGAUCAUAAUAAUUCAACAAAAAGUGAACUUUCACCUACGGAACGACAUGAUCUUGAGAGCAAGAUGACAAAGCUCUUUUCAAUGUUAGACGAGGUGGAUAGGAGAUUCAAAGAAUAUUACCAGCAGAUGCAAGUAGUGGUAUCUGCAUUUGAGAUGGUUGCUGGACUUGGUGCAGCUAAACCAUACACAUCGCUUGCCCUUAAAACCAUAUCUCGCCAGUUCCGCUGCUUGAGGGAUGCAAUCAAGAAGCAGAUUCAAGUUACUCGUCGAAGCCUGGGGGAGCAGGGUGAUAGUCAAGGGGAAAGGUUAUAUCGUCUCCGUUAUGUGGAUCAGCAAUUGAGGCAGCAAAGGUCCCUUCAGCAAUUUGGUAUGAUGCGCCAGCCUUGGAGGCCACAGAGGGGCCUGCCAGAGACUGCUGUUUCAGUCCUUCGUGCUUGGCUUUUUGAACAUUUCCUCCAUCCCUACCCAAAAGAUUCUGAGAAAAUCAUGCUGGCUAGGCAGACAGGUUUAACGAGAAGUCAGGUGGCAAACUGGUUCAUAAAUGCUAGGGUGCGCCUUUGGAAGCCCAUGAUUGAAGAUAUGUACAAGGAGGAGUUUGGUGUGGCAGAAGCAGGAUCCGGAGCUUCACCAGAACAAGUACCGGUAGACUCCAAAGAGAAGUCAAUAGCUGAAAACACAGGAGAAGAGAUUCCGGAAAGCUUUACUACUCCAGCUGCUAAUUUUAGUCAUCUUGACCCAUCUGACGAGUCAAGUAAUGUGGUUGCUAAUGUAAAAAAUAAUUCAUUUACAACCAAAUUUAGCUUUCAAGACGGUGUUUAUGAACCUGAGAGGAUUGAUUGUGGAUCAAAUAAGUUGCAGAGCGAACAAAUUCCUAUUACUCACAGCUUUGGUCCUAAACCGACUAGUGAUGGAAGCAUCAUUGGUGCUGUCAACACAUACCAUCCUUCCAUGUUAGGUGAUAUAAUGGGCAAUCAAGUAUCACUCGCUCUGCGUCUGCAAAACAGUCAAAUGGACCAGCAGCCAAUGUCUGGUAGGCCACAGUUAAGAGAGGACGAGAAGACGGAUUCUACUCAUGUGGACAUUGGCAAAGGCGAGUAUUACUAUAUCGACCCAGUAAACCAGCAAGAAAGGUUUUCAGGUCCUCAUCUGCUAUCCGAUUUUGUAGUGUAAAAAUGUGGUUUCUUGCAUAUAUUGGUUAUAAGACCUUUUUGCCACGUGUUAUAUCAAUGAGAAAAGGGUUACCAAAUAUGUAAAUAUACUACUGGAUAAUCCAUCUGUAUAAUAGUGAGGAGAUUGUGAAUGUUAGUCUAGAGAUAGAAUCCUCCAUUCAUAUACAAAUAUUGUAAUUUUGUGUUUGAAUAUGAGAAUAAAGCUUGCAGAGAAUUUGAAUUUUAA
This is a messenger RNA of Solanum dulcamara, 3045 nucleotides long. Its product is annotated as BEL1-like homeodomain protein 3. The record is from RefSeq and is a predicted model, not a curated record. The coding region runs from base 835 to 2820 and encodes 661 amino acids. Gene Ontology annotation, biological process: regulation of transcription by RNA polymerase II. Lineage: Eukaryota; Viridiplantae; Streptophyta; Magnoliopsida; Solanales; Solanaceae. The transcript is spliced from 5 exons. Gene Ontology annotation, molecular function: RNA polymerase II cis-regulatory region sequence-specific DNA binding; DNA-binding transcription factor activity, RNA polymerase II-specific.